AUAUUUCCCCCCCCUGCGUGAAUUUUUUUUAAAAAAGGGGGGGCUGUCUCGGUCAGAAGGGAAAUGGCGGGGGGUUAAAAAUGGAGUAGUUGUUGUCACGGCCCCCGCCAGGGGUGGGCGCUGUUCCGGCCUUGCCAUGCCCAUCAUCCCCAGCCGGGCGUCAGUCUGUCCUCUUCUCCCCUCCCCGCAGGAAGGAUAUCGCCCUGACCCUGUUGGCCCCGGGGUGCGGGGGUGGCUGAGUGAAGGCGGCGGAACGCCCUCAGUCUGUUGCAGCUCAGGGCGCCGGGCGGAAGCGUUGCUCUCCUUGGCUUCGCUCCUGCGGCGGCCUCGGAGGUAGGCCCCGGGAAGGACCGGGCGCUGCUGUAGCCCAGGAGCACCCGCGGGUGCUUCCUGCCAGUUUUGGAGCACGGCUCGCUGGCUGGCCAUGGGCCCUGCCGGCUGGGGCUGAGAGACGCUCGGUUGCUUCUCUGCCGCGGAACAAGGUUCUCCGGUGAGUCUGGGAACCCGCGUGGAGACCCGGGGCUGCGGCUCCUCCUUUCCUGCUCCUAACACGGUGGAGCUGAUCGCGCCAGGAGCGGCGGACCGAAGGAGGAGUCCGCCCGUGCUCUUCCGCAGUCCGAACUCUGGCUGUUGAGGGCGAAGGCCUUGCCUCCAUGCAGGGUUUGCCUCAUCCACCACGUUUCCUCCUGGUCGGGGAAGGAAACUUCUCCUUCUCGGUCCAUUUGUAUGAAGAAAGGGGCACUGAGAUCCAUAUUACUGCAACCUGCUAUGGUAGUGAGGAGUCUCUAUCUGGACAAGCUUUUGCCAAGUCCAACAUACAGUUUCUGAGAGACAAAGGUGCUGAAGUCUACUUUUCUGUCAACUGCACAAAACUGAAGGAAUACUUCUUGCCAGCUGUGAGGAAUUUUGACCGUAUUUAUUUUAAUUUCCCUCAUUGUGGAAAAAAGGCGGGAAUAAAAAAGAACAGGGAGCUUCUUGCCAAGUUUUUCUGUAGCUGUGCAGAUGUUCUGGCAGAGAAAGGAGAGAUCCACGUGGCACUUUGCAGAGGACAAGGGGGGACCCCUGCAGACCACCCUGUGCGGGAGUGGCACAACAGCUGGCAAGUCGUGGAGAUGGCAGCAGAAGCAGGAUUUAUCUUGAGCGGCAUUCAGCCAUUUAAUAUCAGGGAUGCUGGUGGAUAUAAAUGUACAGGCUACAGGAAUCAGGAUAAAGCUUUCUGCAUAGAAGGAGCUGUGAAUCACAUAUUCACCCAGAGUAUGCCAUUUCUGCAUUCAAGACCUUUGAUUUGCGAAGUGGAGCUAGAAGGCAAAAUAGUUCCCUGCCAAGUUCCACAGAUAUUUCUAGAUAAGAUAAACAGGAACUACUUAGAUAUUAAUUCGAAGCAUCCUGUAAGAACUAUAAAUGAAAAACUAAUUGAUGAGCUCGGCAGAUCUUUCCCAGUUCAGAAGGUGAAUUCUUCACUUCCUUUGGUAUACGAACACAGUUCUGCUUCUCCUUCUGCAGCAGAUAUCCUUUGGAUGGUUCCGGUUGCCAAAAGACACUCCAAAAUUAAGUCUAUGGCUACUAAAAGUGACACAGAGAUGUUUCUUCCUUCAGGCUUCCCUAACUGGGAAGGAACUGAUCAGGAUCGUGAUUUGAGUUGGACCUUGGGACAAUAUUAUCUUCGACCUUCCCUGUUGAUUUUUCUUCAUUCUAUUAUAAAGCAGACAGACUUUUCUUCUCGGACUUUGUUGGCCCUCAGUGGGCUGGCCUUUAAAAAAUGUAAGCUCUCUGCUCACGUUCCCCCCAUCUUCCAUGAGGCCAUCUUUGUCUGUGCAGUUAAGAAAGACUUAGGGGAUGCGCAGCUCCUGAUAAAAAACCUCACAGAUACAUUAAACUCUUUACUCCAAUCAUCAGGUUUUAAGUUGAACUCUCUGAACCAGGAGCCAGAAGCCAGUCCACAGAAUACCUUUCUAUCUUCUUCAGAACUCUUUCUGCACACACCAAAAUAUGGUGUGACUGUGAGCUGCGAGGGCUUUGAUUCUGGCAUAAAGGAACUUUGUGUUGGAACAAUAAGUACCAUUCCAUGGCAGCCUUCAAGUGUUAAUCAAGAGAUUGUUUGCAUUUCUUUGAACCUUGAUCUUCUGGCUAUGUGCAUAUGUAGAAUUUCUGACUGGCGCAUGCUCUGGACUUCAGAUGAACGUUUUGCAAACCAGUUUGCGGGGGGGCAUUUAGGCCUUUUCCAGAACUUUUCCCUCCAUCCACCAACCUACGUGCAUGACAUCAGCUUCUGGGUUCCAGAAACAGAAACAUUCAAUGAAACCCAGUUUCAUGCCAUUGCCAGGUGCGUGUCUUUGGAAACGGUUGUGUCUGCCCAGCUGCUUGACAGUUUUCAGCACCCAGGCACAGCACAAACCAGCCUGUGCUACAGGCUCGUUUACCAGUCUUGCGACAAAGCGCUCGAUCGCCACCAGGUGGCUGCCAUGCAGAUGGAGCUUAGGAAAGAACUACAGCAGUGUCUGCGGGUGAUUGUUAGGUAGGAAGAUGGGGAAGAAAACGUGGCAGAGAGUAACUUUUGCCCCAAACCAGCAUGUUGGUUCUUGUGAGCUGUCUGGAUGUUACAAUGAGAGGUCUGUGUGAGUGCUUUUACCUCACGUCACACCAUGCCAGCUCUGUGGCACCACAUCGUUUUUCUCCAUGCUGUUCCUUAGGUUGGGAGUUGUAUAAACUGAGGACCUUGGAAGUUGCUAUCGCAACACACGUCAGAAGGGGGAAAUGGUUAAAAACAUGAGAAGUAAUCCUGUUAGCUAUAUGGAAGAUUUAAAUUUAAUAUAAUUGUAAAUUAAAUUUAGUUUUGGCCUUGCUCCUCCCACUUCUGGGCCCACCUGCGUUUGAGAAUAUCAUGUCACACAAAGACUAAGGGAAGCCUUUGUUACCCCCUGCUUUAGGUAAUAAAAGUGAGGCAGUUUAAACCUGAUU
Python bivittatus (Burmese python) is the source of this 2958-nucleotide messenger RNA. NCBI's taxonomy places the organism in Eukaryota, Metazoa, Chordata, Lepidosauria, Squamata, Pythonidae. The record is from RefSeq and is a predicted model, not a curated record.